AUGGCUCCUCAUGCGGGGUUCGACGCCGAACAGAUCAGAGACAAGGCUCGAAAGGACCUUCUUUAUCUUCUCGAAGGCGUUCGCGGGAAGAAGAAUCUCGUCAUCGAGCGUAGCUUGGCUGGCCCAAUCGGUGUCGUAGUCAAGGUAUCAACCCUACAAGAUUAUGGCGUAGACAAGUUCUUCAUCCUCGAAAAUAAGAAUGCCGACACGAGCCAACGCAAUGUCGUGUUUAUGGCAAGAGGGGAGUCUGCCCGCCACGCUCAAUCCAUAGCAGAGCAUAUUAAGCGGCUACAACGCGAAAGCCAGACCGGUCACGAAUUCCACAUCUUCUGGGUACCCCGCCGUACCCUGGUAUCUGAUAAGCUCUUAGAGGAAGCCGGUGUGUUAGGCGAUGUGAACAUUGCGGAGCUCCCGUUAUAUUUCUUCCCGCUUGAGCGAGAUGUCCUAUCCCUAGAGCUCGACGACUCUUUUCAGGAUCUUUUUCUGUUCAAAGAUACAACACCAACAUUUCUGAUGGCGAGAGCCUUGAUGGGAAUUCAAUCUAAACACGGACUAUUUCCGCGCGUCAUUGGAAAGGGCGACAAUGCGAAGCGCGUGGCGGAACUACUCGCUAGAAUGCGACAGGAGAUACUGGCUGGGGAGGAUGCGAGUGAAAAUGCCCGGUCUGGGCUUACACCAAGCAACACGAUAGAAAGUGUCAUAUUGAUUGACCGCGAAGUCGAUUUCGUUACGCCCUUACUCACGCAACUGACAUACGAAGGGCUGAUUGAUGAGGUCUGGGGGAUUCAGAAUAAUCAAGCUGAUAUUGAUUCUACUAUCGUGGGAGCUCCGCCACAACCCGCAUCUCAGAGCGCGUCUACUCCGACAGCUAAUGCCCCUUCGAGGAAGCGUAAAAUACAACUGGACUCUUCAGAUAAACUCUACGACGGACUCCGCGAUGCAAACUUCGCAAUUGUUGGUACACUACUCAACAAGGUUGCACGGAGGUUGCAAAGCGACUAUGAUAGCCGCCAUGCAUCUAGGACAACCGCGGAGCUUAAAGACUUUGUGAAAAAGUUACCCGGAUAUCAAACAGAGCACCAGAGCUUGAAAAUACAUACUGGGCUUGCUGAGGAGAUUAUGAAACAUACACGAGCAGAUCAAUUCAGUCGCAUGCUAGAGGUCCAACAGAACCUCGCUGCGGGUGCCGAUCCCAGCUCCCAAUUUGAGGCUAUUGAAGAAUUAAUCGCAAGAGAUGUGCCGUUGCAAGAGAUAUUGAGGCUCUUAUGCGUAUACUCAUGCAUAUCCGGUGGUAUCAAAACAAAAGACUUCGAUCAUUUUAGACGCUUGAUAUUAGAAGGCUACGGGUACCAACAUUUCUUAACCUUAGUUAACUUGGAAAAGCUGCAGCUAUUCUUAUCUCGCGCCUCGCCUAUGGCAAGCAUGAUCCCUAUGCCCGGCUCGGGGACGACAGCCGGAACUAAGACAAACUACGCCUACUUACGCAAGCAGCUUCGUUUAAUCGUUGACGAAGUGAAUGAGCACGACCCUAACGAUAUCGCAUAUGUAUAUAGUGGCUAUGCGCCCCUUUCGAUCCGUCUCGUACAAUGUAUACUGCAGAAGCAAUAUCUCCUUUCCAUUACACGUGGCAACGGGACGACUGGCGCAAGCACAGCUGCUAGCAGUGGUGCGCAAGGGUGGCGAGGUUUCGAUGAGGCUGUGAAACAUGCACGAGGCCAGACGUUUGACGAGCUACAGAAGGGCGAAGACAAAGCAGUCAAAGCUCGAGCCCUAUUAUCUGGAGGUGGCGACAAGAAGACGGUGUUUGUUGUAUUCGUGGGAGGAAUAACAUUUACCGAGAUCGCUGCGCUACGAUUUAUCGCAAAAAAGGAAGAAGGUAAGAGGAAUAUUGUAAUCUGCACGACUUCAAUCAUUAGCGGGAAUAAGAUGAUGGAUGCUGCGGUAGAGAAGAAAUCAUUUGCGAAGGAGCCACCUAAGCCGGCUGCUGCUUCAACUCUUCCGGCAGCUCUCCUUGCGGACUCCUUCAAAUCAUAUAAUCCUGGGCUAUCUGCCUCAAGAGACACCCCGAAGACAGAAUCUGAAAUAGUUGUUCGAAUUGACGGUAUGGACGUAUUUCCGGACGAUAUGGCCUCUGCGCCUGUAUCACGACAAGAUCCCGCGUCUCAUCAUAGUCAAUCACCGUCAAUAAAUUCCAAGUCUUCAAAGGCUCACGAGAACUCUGGAACUUCAUUCGGGUCAUCAACUUCGACCAUGUCAGAUCAGUCAGAAUUGACAUCUCCACCAUCAUCGUCGCAUUCAAGUAAAGCGACGACGCCGAUUGACAUGGAUUCGUUGCAAGAACCGCUAGGGACCCACAUCGACAAUAAAACCACCACUAAGACAAAAAGACGCCCAUUCGACGUGCGACCACGAGUAUCUAUCCCGACAGACAUCUCUCCACAAGAGUAUGCCAACCAAUGCAUAGCCGCAGCCGAGUCUUCUCGACUAAAUCCUUAUGCUCUACAUCAGGAUGAGUACUUGAUGCUGAGAAACCAUCUCAGUCAUGCUCAGGUGACUACCUAUCUGAACAUCCGAAACGGGAUCCUACGAUUAUGGUUGAAUAACCCCCGAAUCGGAGUUUCUCGUGAAGAAGCUGUUGGAUGUGCCAAAGAUCCAAGGUGGUUCGACGCUGCAAGCGUAUGCUACGACUGGCUCGUCCGAUCAGGAUAUAUCAACUUCGGCUGCGCAGAAGUUUCCUCAGCUCGGAAGCGGCCGACGAAUGCCAAAACGAGCAAAAAGGGAAAGACAGUAGUUGUCAUUGGUGCCGGGAUGGCUGGCCUGGGGUGUGCGAGGCAAUUAGAGAGCUUAUUUGGCCAAUAUGAUAAACAAUUUCAGAAUUCGGGAGAGGAAGCUCCGAGGAUAAUUGUCCUCGAGGGUCGAAAUCGCCUAGGCGGUCGUGUGUACUCACGUGCACUCGAUGGUAGCAAAAGUCAACAUCUGAUAGGAUUUCAAGGCCGGCGGCAUAGUGUGGAAUGUGGAGGCAUGAUUAUCACUGGAUUCGAGCGAGGUAAUCCACUAAAUAUUCUAGUGAGAGGACAGAUGGCAUUGCCUUAUUAUGCUUUACGACCGGACACCACCCUCUACGACGCCAAUGGCAAGGCUGUGGAUGAUGUACGGGAUCGCCUUGUCGAAAAGCUCUACAACGAUUGCCUUGAACGAGUAAGCGACUAUAAGUUUAAGAACCCGCCGUCCAAGCUCAUUGAAGGCAACAAGGACUUGAUGGAUGAAGGUCGAGAUAGUUCAGCUGAAGGUCAAAAGACUAUCGCUCAGGUCGAGGAGGCAACGGCUGCUCUCCCGCAAGCACCACCGGUCUCAGAGCAGAGCUUAGGGCCCCAAAUUAGUCUUGUCCCCGUCUCUACGGACCGAGCAACUGGUAGAACCCAUGUUGAGCCGGGUACCCCAGCUACCCUCAAGGCAGCCUUUAAAGCGCGUCUGAUGGGUUGGGCGCUCAAGGAACAUGUGACUGAGGACUAUGAUUUAGACCUUGAGAAAGCAGCCAAAGCUCCUGAUGCCACCCUUGGCUCUGUCAUGGACGAGGCAAUUACGCAGUACAAGAAUAUCGUUGAUCUUACGCCCCAAGACUUUCGACUUAUGAAUUGGCACAUAGCCAAUCUCGAGUAUAGCAACGCAACCAAUUAUAAUCAACUGAGUAUCGGAGGCUGGGAUAUCGAUGCUGGUAACGAGUGGGAAGGUAAACACACAAUGGUAAUUGGUGGCUACCAAGAUGUCGCAUGGGGUCUGGCAAAUAUGCCUUCGCGACUAGACGUUCGGAAGAAUACCAGCGUCAGACAAAUAUUCUACGAUCCCGAUGGACUAAGAGCUGCACGUGUCGAAUGUGAAGAUGGCUCGACCUUUGAGGCAGACUAUGUGGUUUCCACAAUUCCUCUCGGAGUUCUCAAACAUGGCAAUGUUGAAUUCAACCCUCCUCUGCCGCCUUCUAAAGCAGGCGCUAUUAGUCGCUUAGGUUACGGUAUCCUUAACAAAAUUAUUCUAGUUUACGCAGAGGCUUUUUGGGAUACGAGCAGAGACAUCUUCGGCUGCCUACGAACUCCAAAUUCUCGCCAUAGCCUCAAGCAGUCUGAGUACACUUCACAGCGUGGGCGUUGCUUCCAGUGGUUUAACACGUCAAAUACAAGCGGCAUCCCAGUACUUAUUGGGCUGAUGGCUGGAGACGCUGGCUUUGAUACUGAACAUUCUAACAAUGAUGAGCUCGUGGCUGAAGCCACCGAGGUCCUCCGGAGUGUAUAUGGUGCUAAAGUUCCCCAACCGAUCCAUUCGAUCGUCACACGCUGGGGUUCUGAUAAAUUUGCCCGAGGGUCUUAUUCCUCUGCCGGCCCUUCGAUGCGUCCGGACGACUAUCAAACGAUGGCUAAACCAGUUGGCAACCUAUUCUUCGCAGGCGAGCACACAACCGAGACUCACCCCGCCACAGUACAUGGCGCAUACCUAUCUGGACUACGUGUAGCGUCGGAAGUAAUCGAUACCAUGAUCGGCCAAAUCGAGGUCCCCACUCCGCUGAUACUACGGAAAGAGUCCGCCUUCUCUUCCCAGGGGUUGAAGCGCAAGGAGCCUGGAGAUGGUCCAUCAGUCAUCUCUCCCAAAUCCAACAAACAGGCUCGUAUUGACGAGUAUGAAGCCGCCGCUUGGCGACAUGUCGUAGCGCAAAUCGGGGAGCGACCUUGGCGACCCCAGAAAGUUGCGGGAAAUGCCUAUCUCCUAUAUAGCAAGGCAUUCUUCGAGACGGCACGCAAGCGGUGUGCAGAGGGCCGCCGAGCUGGUAAGGGCAAGCCGGGCCCAAACGAAGUACGAGUCAUGACAAGUAAGAUGUGGAAGGAGGCGACUCCUGAAGAUCGAAAGCCGUUUGAAGAUCAAGCGUCCGAUCAAAAGCAGAAGUAUAAUGAAGCAUUAAAGGCCUGGGAGGCGAAGGUCAAGGAGUGGGAUCAGCGUUACCCCGUAGUAAGGGGCGAAUAUGAAAAAGACCAUAAGCUCGUGUUCGAGGACGAGGGAAGCCCUACUAGUGAGAGCGGAAGGGAACGGAGACGCGCCAAGGUCAGCAACUAUGCUGAGAGUGAGGGAAGUGAUAUCGACAUGGAGAAGUAA
Daldinia loculata is the source of this 5139-nucleotide messenger RNA. Its product is annotated as vacuolar protein sorting 33A-like protein. Bases 1 to 5139 code for a protein of 1712 amino acids. NCBI's taxonomy places the organism in Eukaryota, Fungi, Ascomycota, Sordariomycetes, Xylariales, Hypoxylaceae. The transcript is spliced from 6 exons. The record is from RefSeq and is a predicted model, not a curated record. Gene Ontology annotation, biological process: vesicle-mediated transport. Gene Ontology annotation, molecular function: oxidoreductase activity; protein binding.